Messenger RNA from Maniola jurtina (meadow brown), 6830 nucleotides. RefSeq names its product ras-related protein Rac1. The transcript has 6 exons. Gene Ontology annotation, biological process: actin filament organization; cortical cytoskeleton organization; motor neuron axon guidance. The record is from RefSeq and is a predicted model, not a curated record. NCBI's taxonomy places the organism in Eukaryota, Metazoa, Arthropoda, Insecta, Lepidoptera, Nymphalidae. Gene Ontology annotation, cellular component: cytoplasmic vesicle; cytoskeleton; cell cortex. The coding region runs from base 282 to 860 and encodes 192 amino acids. Gene Ontology annotation, molecular function: GTP binding; protein kinase binding; GTPase activity.
GAGUACUACCAAAUGAAACAUGAGUUGCUGAUCGGCAAAACGUCCGUGUUCAACUGAUUUGUAAAUCGUUUCCUAAUCGCCCGAAGGGAGAUAUGAAAUUAUUUUCGAUAACUAAAAACUGUGCCGUUCGUCUACGCGAGUGUUGAUUGUAAUGCCGGAGUGUAUUGAUUACAAUUAGAGGUGAUAAAAGUGCAGUGAUUUUGUACAAGAUUGGUUUGGAAGCAUUUUGCCGUGGUAAUAAUCUCGCCGUUGUCUUAGUUGGAACAUUAAACUAAGCCAAAAUGCAAGCGAUUAAGUGUGUCGUUGUUGGCGAUGGAGCUGUCGGUAAAACUUGUCUUCUCAUCAGUUACACCACAAACGCCUUCCCCGGGGAGUACAUACCAACAGUAUUUGACAACUACUCCGCAAAUGUAAUGGUAGACGGAAAACCCAUUAAUCUGGGACUCUGGGAUACGGCGGGGCAGGAGGACUACGAUCGACUGCGGCCACUCUCCUACCCACAGACAGACGUGUUCCUCAUAUGCUUCUCACUGGUGAACCCAGCUUCCUUCGAGAACGUGCGUGCAAAGUGGUACCCAGAAGUGAGGCAUCACUGCCCGUCAACGCCCAUCAUCCUGGUUGGAACGAAGCUCGACCUUCGCGAAGACAAGGACACGAUUGAAAAGCUGAAGGACAAAAAAUUAACUCCCAUCAUUUAUACAUCAGGCCUAGGCAUGUCGAAGGAGAUCGGUGCAGUGAAGUACCUAGAAUGCUCGGCGCUGACGCAGAAGGGGCUGAAGACGGUGUUCGACGAGGCCAUCCGCGCCGUGCUGUGCCCCGUGCAGCCCGUCAAGGUGAAGCGGAAGUGUUCCAUACUGUAAGGAUUGCGACGCGUCAGGAGAGAGUAGACGAAGUACGACGCCAGUGUAAACAGCCUAGCUAUAAUAAAAUAGAGCGCACCAAACGAUCCGUCUUCAUCGUACCACCUGAGUGCUGUAUGAACUAAAAAAUAAAAACAUGGACUGCAAUCAAAUGCAAUACAAUAGAUGUUAAUUCUUAACUAUUAAAAUACGCAUCAUUUACGCCCUGGUUAUGUACAAUACGUGACAAAAGUGACAUGUGAUAUAAAUAGCAUGACAGGAUGUCACACUGAACGAGUCACGGCUGCAACGACUCGUUAUAGUAGCCCCUGGUUCUACUGGAGCGGAGUGAAGCGGAGACGUCAGAGGACCAAUCAAAUUAUCGAGAGGUCACGUGAUAUUUUCAUCACGUCAAAUUUUAAUAAUGUGAUUGGUUGGUUGAACAUAUCUCUGUUCCGCUCUUCUUCUAUGGACAGGCAUCCUACGGGUAUGUUUCGAGUGAAGCGGACACGAGCAGAGCGGAGCACAGACGUGUGCGCUUUGGUCAAUCAGAUUUUUGAUUUUGAACAGUUUGAUUUCCUGUCGCGCUAUAGACACAUUGCUGACGUCGCGCGUUGCUUUUAACCAGGGCUUUAUAAUAUGUCACGUGAGUUGGUGUGAGUGAGCUCCGUAUUGUAAACGCUUUUGUAUUAUCUGUGGAACGGCACUGACAUGUGACAGUUGUCUAUGGCUAAGUGACAUUGUAUAGUAAGGGAACAUGUCAGGUUUUUAAUCGAGUGUCGAUUACCGAGUAUUCAUAUUUGGGUGCUUUUUCUAACGCGAAUUUUAAGAACCUUCGCACGCGGCGACAUUUUAACCGGCAGUUGACGCAUGUGUUACGAACGUACGUGUCUACAGUGCUGGAAAUGACACUGCAAAUGUAUGACAAAUUACACAGGCUUAGGUCAUGUUUACAUCUUGAAAACGUUGAUGGAUCUCGAAUAUCAAAAUACUAUACUCAACUCCAGAGUAAUCCAGAAUCUUAACUUUCUUAUCUUACAGAUCUCGUUCGUCCAUACUUUUAGAGCCUGCACAACGUCCCAAGCGGAAACUGUUAAAUGCAGAUCGCCAGUAGUUACUGAAUAAACAACUUGAAAUCGGCCAGGUUUUGGUUGAUUUUACUCGUAAUCUAUCAACGUUGUCUAGAUGCAGAAAGUCGUACUAAGAGUUAAGUCAAAUCCAGUUGGAAAACGCUGUCGUUGUCGUUGUGAAACGCGCGUAUUGUAGCUGUAUGCGAAUAUGUCGUCUUGUGCAUGGCACGUUAUAUGUAAAAUACAUUCCUACACUAUUUCUUGAACACCUUUACAGUACUACUACUUUUAUAAGUUGCAUCGGAAAAUUUCGUUUGCACAGAAAAGCGCAACCUAACGCUGCUGACUAAAUCCGAAUGUACACCAAUGAAAUAUAAACUUUAUUGCUAGACGUUAAGAUUUUAAACACAAGAACAACAGAGACUCGCGCUAUCUCGCUGAUAAAAUUCACGCGUACAAAACAUGGCGCGAAGGUAACAACCAAAAGCGGACGGACGCGCUAUGGUUGGCUGAAAAUUUACGCGCCAUUUAUAAAUAAGAUUUCUGCGCAGUUACAUCGGCGUAACUUAUAGAAGUGAUAGUAAUGUACCACCGUUUUGUUUUAACAUAAACAACAGAUGAAAAAAAUCCUCUUUGGCAUUGGUGUGUUGGUGUUUAAAUUUGGAAUUGUUAAAUUUUUUGUGUUAGACAGAGAUUAACUAUAUUUUUUGAUUAAUUAUUAUUAUUAUUGCUUAUUUCGUUCCCAAUAAUUAAUUGUUGUAUUUCAUUAUUAGGUGUCUGUAAGUACAUACACAGUAUUCAUUAAAAAAAAUGUUAUGUAUAAAUAUUUAAAUCUUCGUAACGUGUACUAAGUAAAUGUUUUCAGAUGCGAUAUGAAAUGUAUGCUUUACUUUUUAAGUUUAAGAUUUCUUUUUUUUCUUAUCUUCGAAAUCAACUGUUUAACCUAUUAAAUAAAUUGGGAUUAUUGAGAAUGUUGAUUUUGUCUUAAUGUUUUUUAUGUAAUGGGCAGGCACAAAGUAGCAGUAAAAUGAUCGUUGCCAACAUAUUUGAUGUGUUUUAAUGUUAUUUACUAGGUUAUUCGAGUUUCCCAUAAGUACUACUUAUUAUGUAUUAUAAACUCGACGCGCAAUAUUUAAGCACCCGUGAAAUGCGUUAGAUACAUAUCGAAGUUAGCUAGAGGACAGUCCAAUGCAAUUUAAUCAGAAAAACUUCUUUGACGUGAUAUUUUGUACUUUAAUUCAUGAUUUUAUUCAGCCAUUUUCAAUAUACGUCUUUUAACGUUUUUCUUUUUAUGAAAUAUGAUGAUUAAUUUUAUCACUCUUUAAUUUUAACCAAAUUUUUUUAGUACAUGUAUUCUGGAUAAAAGAACUUGAAUAUCGUUGAAGGGGUGAAUAAGUUUUCUUUUGAUGUUGCUCCGAAAAGCAAAGUUACAUUGACUGUACACAUUAUUAAAAUUUUAACCCUAUUUUUUUUUUUUGUAGCCUGGUCCAAAGUAUUAUCAUCAAACAAGCUAUAUAUUAAUCAAUUCUUAUUAAAACUUAUGAAGGUUACUGUGAAAUGCCGCACAAUUAUUAAGUUAAGCAAUUAAUUACUGACCAAGUUAUGACUUUUUCUAUUUGGUCGCUUAGUCUUUGGGAGACAUUUUUCGAAAAAAAAUGUGAUAAAUGGGUUUAGGCUUUAAUUGACUCGUCACGGCCUUCUAUUUUUUUAUAUUACGCCUAAUUAUCUAUGCAACGUACUGAUGUUUUGAUUGAUUUUUACUGUUAAAGUGUUUCCACACUUUUCUGUUUGUUACUGGGACACAUAGUUGGCGACAGGUCGACUUGGCAAUCGGGGUAUGAGGUGAGUUGUGCAGUGGAGGACGCCCGGCACUCCCACACUGUCAUAGUUUAAUGAUGCACGAAUCCGUAUCGACUGCACUUAUCGAUUUCGUUGUAGCUUGUAGUUUUGUGUAUUGAAAAAUAUGACUUCAGUUGUUUGUCACAUGUACAAAUAAAAUAACCAAUAAUUCAUUGUCAAACACGUCAACUAGCCUGAAAAGUAUUAUAAUAUACAUAUAAUUAUAAAAAAGUAAACAAAAUUGUUGUAAAUACACUGGAUCGGGUUGUAUUUUAUAUACACUGUCUUACGAAAAGAGUCAACAUCCAGAAUAAAAUAUGACUCAAAAUUAGUAGGGCCACAUGAACAAUUAAAAUCACUUUCACAAUUCAAUCAAGUGUUUGUAGCGAUGUUAUAGUUUACGUUAAUUUGAUUUAGAUUGUGAUCAAUAACAUAUAUCUUUAAAAAAAGGUGGUUAUAAUUUUACUCUCAUUUUGUUGUGUACCAAAAAAAAUAUCGAUAUCGAUUACCCGGUAUGUGAUGUCACCUCCCUAGAAAAUUGCCAUCUCGACCUGUCGCGAACAUUACUUGUAAAACUUCAUUUACUUGCCCGCAAUGAUUGUGUGGAAAUGCUUUUAAGCAUAGAUUAAUUACUGUCUAAAUCCACUCCUAAAAUAAGUAAAAGUUAGUACACAUAAGAAUGCUAAGGAAUGUGCAAUUGUUGCUGCUUGUUCUAUCGACAUCGAUGCCAUAGACAAUUAACUUUUUAAAUAUUUGAAAAUGGAAUCUUAGCCGCUUCGUUUAAAAAUAAAAGCAUAAACAAUUGCACAAAAUAGGUACAUACAUAGCUGGUAAGGUUUUAAUGUAUUGUUCAGAUGCAGAUAUUUAGAAGAAACAGGCAUGUAAAUAACGGUAAUUUUAGUAUUAAAAACUAAAAUGUAAGUGAUCGCGCCAUUUACUAUGGUGAUGCAUUUUUAUAUCUAGGAAACAUUAAAUAGGGCGCUUUCGAUCACAUUUUUUAUAUUAGUUAGUAUGUGUAUUUGCUAUCAUUAAUAAAGGAAUUAUUACUUUAAAUCUAUUCAAACUUUUUCAUUAACUGUGCGCUAACUAGUACCUAUAUCAAUAACCUAUAUUUUAUUAAGUGAUGUCCUGAAGUAUAAAGUAAUAUCGAACAUAUUUUUCUAUGAACAUUUCAGAAUAAAAAUCUAUUGGAACGGUAUUAAAAGUUUCUGUAUAUGACUAUCUAUAAACUUAAUCCAAAAAUAUGAUUAAUCGAUAAUAAUCAAUCUUAUCAAUUGAUGACAUAACUAUAACGCACGCACGAAUGCAUGAAUUCUGACCUCUGAGAAUUACUAUAGACAAAGAGUUCAGAAUUCAUGCAUUACUAUGGAUUGAAAAAUUUGUAUCAGUUUACAGUUGGCUGUCUUUCUAUGCGGACUAUACAUUUCUACAAAAUUUAAUUUUAAAACAACGCAAUUUAUUUUAAUACAUAACAUUAUACAAAUGUAUGAACGAUAGCACCGAAUUUUUGGAUAAAGUUUAGAAAGUGCGUCAUUUUUACCCAGUUGCAGCGACUUUAGAUGAGCAAAUAGGCUUUUAAAGUCAUAUUUUUUCAUCUGUCCACACCCGGGUAAACUUUACAGUCUAUAAGUAAACACUCAACUUCUAAAACAGUGCAAAUCCUAACCAUGUAUAUUUCAAAAUGUAUAAAAAUUAUAUUAUUCGACCAAUAUAGUUUCAAUUAUUUAUGGGAAAUAUUAUGCUAUUAUAAUAUACAUUUAAUGAUAUUUUGUAAAAACAUUUCAGUGUUUUAUUUGUGACGAUUGUCAAUAUGUUAAUUACUAAGUCGUAUUUUUUAAUAUGCACUUUUGUGCCAGCGCAUAUUAUAAUAGCCUGGAUUACUUCUGACGCCGAUCGCUCUGUAAAGUCGAUAGAACUUGGCUUGGACACACUGGCCAUUGUGUCUUGAUCAUAAAAUUACUUUGACAUUUAUGGCUCCGACUUUUAUUAAUGUAAUCUGGACCUUCUAAGCGAAAAUAACCCUUAUUGCACACAACAUUCAACCUAAGGAUCAUAAAUUAAUUUUACGGUCAAUGUUACAUUUUGAAAUUGAAUGUGAACAAGAAUCGGUUUUGAAAUGCUAAGGAAAGGGCAUAUGAAAAAAACUAGUGUCAAACUGAGGACCUAUGUUUUUUUUUUUUUUGGAAGUCUGUUACAAAUUUGUGUUAUUUUGUGUACAAUAAAAAAACGCUGGCGCAAAAAUGUAUGUUAAAAGAACAAUACGUCUGAUCCUGAUUAAUUUCAAUGGUAUUAGGUAAAAUAGUUAAAAAGCUUAGUAUGUUAGCGCAUAUACAUUUUAGUCGAAAUUUUUUCCACUAGUGUCUACUGUAACGGACGGAACAUUUAUUGGUGUUAGCUUUUAUUGUUAUGUCAUUGUUACUAAUACAUUUUGUAAUCAACAAACAGUAGUUGCGUCUACCGAACCAUAGUAAAAUCUUAACGUGUAAAAUUAAAUGAAAUAUUACAAUAGGAAAUGGGUAUAUUUAUGGGUAUAUAUAUAUAUGGGUAACCACAGUGAAAUUCUAUGGUGAAUUUUUUAUCUUCGGUAUCCAUGGAUGCCGCCUGCCAUUAAAUUACCGCACUAGGGCGUACAAAUUAAACAUCCGCACUAGUGUAGUAAUUUAAUGGCGGUGUGGUAUAAAGAAAAAGCAAAUGAAAGACAAUGUUUAAUCUCUUACUAGCAAAUUAAUAUUUCUCUUUUUGAUCUUAAAUCUGUAUACAGAAACUAUUAUGAGGUGUUAGAACUACUAGAAUUCUUAGCAAAGCAGCUAGUAAACAAACAAAGCACCCUCUAAGAUCAGUUUUGCAUGUGAAUGGUUUAAACUUUAACCCCAUAGAUAUAGUUCGGUAAAUGCAACGACAUAAAUCAUGUGUCUGCUUUUAUUCGUAACCGCUUGUACAGUUCAUUUUAUACGAAACGUAAUUGUAUUGUAUGGUAAAAGCGCCGAACGUCGAAUUGGAUGGAUGAGCGCUGACAAGCACUUCUUCCAAAUAUUGUGAAGCCUCUGAAUAAUUCGAAAUAUAUUUAUAUUAACUGUUCAAA